CAUCUGAGAAGUGCCCAUCUGAGGAGAGAGAGAGAGAGAGAGGAGAUGGUUCCAAGCAAGCUGUCGUUCGCAUUCGAUUCGAAAUCGGGACAGAAGAUCUUAGUCGCUCUCUUGCUGAUGAUCGCAUCCUUCUACAGUGGGACCCUCUUUGGCCGAAAAUCCUCCUUCUCCGCCCCUCAUCAACAUCUCUCUUCAGGUGAUUUGCAGUUUACAAACAGAAUUUCUCUUACCUACAGAAGAACGCCGAAUUCGAUACCUGAAACUGGGAUGAAUGUAUGCCCCUUGAGAUACAAUGAGUAUAUCCCUUGCCAUGACAUAUCUUAUAUAAAAGGGCUCUCAAAUUUAGAUUUUUCUAGGAAGGAAGAACUUGAAAGGCAUUGUCCUCCACCUGAGAAGCGAUUAUUUUGCUUGGUUCCACCACCAGAAGAUUAUAAAAUACCGAUAAAAUGGCCAAGUAGUAGGGAUUAUGUAUGGCGCAGCAAUGUGAAUCAUACACAUCUUGCUGAGGUCAAAGGAGGACAAAAUUGGGUGCAUGAGAAAGACAAAUUGUGGUGGUUUCCAGGUGGUGGUACUCAUUUUAAGCAUGGGGCUUCUGAGUACAUUCAAAGGUUAGGAAACAUGACAACUAAUGAGACGGGCGAUCUGCUUACGGCUGGAGUAGCUCAAGUUUUGGAUGUUGGUUGUGGCGUUGCUAGCUUUGCUGCAUAUCUACUUCCAUUAGAGAUACAAACAAUUUCAUUUGCUCCCAAAGAUGGUCAUGAGAAUCAGAUUCAGUUUGCCUUAGAGCGAGGAAUCAAUGCAAUGAUUUCUGCGUUAGCCACAAAACAGUUACCAUUUCCUGGAAACUCAUUUGAAAUGGUGCAUUGUUCACGCUGUCGUGUUGAUUGGCAUGAAAAUGAUGGUGUCUUACUCAAAGAAGUGGACCGUCUUUUGCGGCCUAAAGGAUACUUCGUUUAUUCAGCUCCACCUACUUACAGAAAAGAUAAAGAUUUUCCAAUGAUAUGGAAAAAGCUCGUAAGUCUGACUACAGCAAUGUGCUGGAAACUCAUCUCUCAGAAAGUUCAGACCGCAAUAUGGAUUAAAGCAGAAAACCAGUCAUGCCGAAUUCAGAACGCACAGAAGAAGCUGUUGGAUAUAUGUGAUGAUGCUGUGGAUGAUUCUAAACCAUCAUGGAAAACACCGUUGAGAAACUGCAUAAGGCUGACAGAUGGGCAACCAAGGGUUCAUGAACUCCCACUCAGACCAGAUCGUCUGUCAACCUAUUCAAAGAGUCUUGAGAAUAUAGGGAUCAGUCCAGAUAGGUUUCAUUCAAAUACCCUCUUUUGGCAAGAGCAAGCCAAUCACUACUGGAAGCUGAUGGGUGUUGAUCAGACAGAUAUUCGAAAUGUCAUGGACAUGAAUGCUUAUUAUGGUGGAUUCUCUGUGGCUUUGAGUACCUUGCCGAUGUGGGUGAUGAAUAUAGUGCCUAUAGGCAUGAAUAAUACCUUGUCUGCUAUAUUUGACCGGGGUUUGAUGGGUGCUUUUCAUGAUUGGUGUGAGCCCUUCUCAACAUAUCCACGUACGUAUGAUUUGUUGCAUGCUUAUCAUCUUCUCUCUCACUACAAGGACCAUCAGGAAGGAUGCCUAUUGGAAGAUAUCAUGCUAGAGAUGGAUCGAAUGGUUCGUCCUCAGGGUUUUGUUAUCAUUAGAGACGUGGAACCUAUCGUCGCAAGAAUCGUAGAUAUCGCACCUAAGUUCCUUUGGGAUGUCAAGUCUUAUAUUUUGGAAAAUGAGGAAAAGAAGAUGGAGCAUGUGCUAAUUUGCCAAAAGAAGUUUUGGGCUAUCGUCUGAGAGUUCUUCGAGGGUAGACUUGUUUGAGCAAGGAUUUAGAUGGGCUAACCAUCCAAUGUAGGUUUUGUUAGAUUCCUUACAUUCAAGUGAUAUGAACGGAGCCCCGGAAAAUCAGAAAAUCGCUCCUACAAAUGGAUGUGGAGCCCUAGAAGAUUGGAAAAUCGCUCCUACAAAUGGAUGUGGCACCUUACUGCAGAGGAGAUUGGACAAGGAUAUUUUGGGCUGUAGGAUGUUGCCUUUGACAAUUUGAGCCCAUAAUUUAAAUGGUUUAAUUCCAUGUAUGUCAGUGUUGGAGGGUGCGUUUGGCUGCACUAAAUAUCUUGAAAUUUAAUGAUAUUUUGCCCCAGAUUAAACUGAUAAAUCAAGAAAUUUCAUGAUAUUUGGUGCAACCAAAUGCACCCUUAACCAUCACCUUGUGUGUUAGUGUCAAAGUUUCACUCGA
Magnolia sinica is the source of this 2272-nucleotide messenger RNA. RefSeq names its product probable methyltransferase PMT7. NCBI's taxonomy places the organism in Eukaryota, Viridiplantae, Streptophyta, Magnoliopsida, Magnoliales, Magnoliaceae. The record is from RefSeq and is a predicted model, not a curated record. Gene Ontology annotation, molecular function: methyltransferase activity. The coding region runs from base 46 to 1830 and encodes 594 amino acids. Gene Ontology annotation, cellular component: trans-Golgi network; cytoplasm; endosome. The transcript has 8 exons.